GUAUAGCAAAAAAUUUGCGACUCCAGCCCGUUGGCCCAACCCGCCCCGAAAAAGUGCGGGCUUGGCCAGCCUCAUUUAAAAGUCCGAACCUGGUCCAAAGAAUUUAUUCUUAUGAAAAACCCGCACCAAAAUUAUAGGUUUGGACUUAGAGUAUUUUUUGAAGCCCGGCCUAGCCCGGCCCGAAUUAUAAACCCCUCUAAAACAAACACACAUAACAUAAACAACCCCACAACGGCCACAAGCAAAUCUUUGUGAAUGAGCCCCAACUGUCGGUGGGUGUAACUUACAAUCCUCCUCCACAACCUCUAUUUGGCCUUGUUUGUUUUGCGUACAAAUUCAAUUCCAAUCACUUCAAUUCAUCAAUCUAUCCGCCCCUUUUACGCUGAAACAAGAAUGGUGGGCCCCACUUUCGUCACUUAGUUUCUGAUGAGACAAACUUAUGUUGUCCACUUUCCUCUGUUUAUCUGUGACACCCGUGUUCCCCUUCUCUCUCUAUCACUCUCUCUCCUCUGCUACUUCUGUACUACUCAUUCCCCUUCUUCUUUGCUUGCUUACUUUCCCACUUUGAAUUCAAAUUCGUCUUCUUUUGUUUAUUAAUCCAAUAAAAAACCCCAUUUAUGUUUUAUUUUUCUUGAUUGAAUGUUGAUUUUAGAAGGGUUUUUGGCUAAAGAUUGAAUUUUUAUUGGUGGGUUUUGGGGGAGGAAGAUGUUUAAUUUGUUUGUUAGUAAGAAUGUGAGGAAGAUUCUCAAGCGCAAGGACAGUGAUGCCGGUGAAAAAGGUAAAGCACUAGAAGACAUACGGUCUUCGUUGUUCAAUGAGUUACGUUCCUCAGAAGGUGCGAGGCGUUAUCAGCAACGCCUAUGUGGGCCUAUGGUGGCACUCACUUUCAAUUUCGUGGUGUCUGUGGGUAUCAUCUUGAUGAACAAACUGGUUCUUGGGAAAGUUGGCUUCAAUUAUCCGAUAUUUCUCACAUUCAUUCACUAUGUAGUAAGCUGGGUUUUAAUGGCUAUUCUAAAUUCUCUAUCUAUGCUCCCCGCGCCUCCCACAAAAGCAGCCCGUUUCUCUUCUUUGUUUGCUCUUGGUUUAGUAAUGUCCCUCUCUACCGGUCUUGCUAAUGUCAGUUUGAAGUAUAAUAGUGUGGGAUUUUAUCAGAUGGCUAAGAUCGCGGUGACCCCCUCGAUAGUGGUUGCAGAAUUCAUUCUCUUGCGGAAAAAGGUCUCUUUUCAAAAGGUUCUUUGUCUCACUGUAGUCUCCGCCGGUGUUGCUGUUGCUACUGUAACUGAUGUACAGUUCCACUUAUUUGGUGCUUGUAUAGCUUUAGCUUGGAUAGUUCCUAGUGCUGUGAAUAAGAUCAUGUGGUCCAAUAUGCAGCAGCGAGAAAGUUGGACUGCUUUGGCGUUAAUGUGGAAAACAACACCAAUUACGGUGUUCUUCUUGGUAGCGAUGAUGCCUUGGCUAGACCCACCUGGUGUCCUUUCUUUUAAAUGGGAUGUCAGAAACACGUCUACAAUUUUUAUGUCCGCUCUUCUUGGCUUCUUGCUUCAGUGGUCAGGAGCUCUCGCGCUUGGGGCGACAUCUGCUAUUACGCAUGUUGUUCUAGGUCAAUUCAAGACGUGUGUUAUUCUCAUAGGAGGGUACCUCCUUUUCGGGUCAAAUCCCGGAAUAACCAGUAUUUGUGGAGCAAUCACCGCCUUGAUCGGCAUGUCGGUCUACACGUAUCUAACCUUACACAAUUCAGAGCAGCAGCAUUCAAAUAAUAAAACUGCUUCUUCAAAACAACAAGCUUCAUUUUCUUCACCAAAAAAGUCUAAGCUUAGCAGAGAAAAUGGUGACACUCAUGUUGUAAAUGAUGCUGCUGAAUCUGUUUGAUUCUUCGGGAAAUAAUCUUUACGCUGAAGACGAGUUAAUUUAACAAACCACGGUAUCCAAUUCACUAACCUCCUAACUUGUAUUAUUAACACAUUACUCGUUUCCGGUUUCUUAUUGCUGUUCAGAAUGACUGCAUUGCUGAAAUGAAUCCGCGCAUCUACCCAAGUAGCUGAUGCAUUGUUAGAGAUGUGUAAUAUUAUCCAGAUUUUCCUGUAAUUUGUAAAACUUGAUUUUGCGUAUUAGCAUAAUAGUGUCCUAGAGAGAAGCUCUUUUUAAAAUUUUGCCUUCUCAGUUGUAAGAGUUAUUCUAACGAUGCGAAUUUGUACGAAUUGUUACACGGAAUAACAUUGUCUGCCACACUUUGUAAUCCAUUUUCAGGUCGAUCUUUGCCUCUUGAUUUUUCUGUAA
Molecule: messenger RNA, 2277 nt
Organism: Spinacia oleracea (spinach)
Lineage: Eukaryota; Viridiplantae; Streptophyta; Magnoliopsida; Caryophyllales; Amaranthaceae
Exons: 7
Coding region: 706-1869 (387 amino acids)
Source: RefSeq, a predicted model, not a curated record